AUGGUAGUAGGUGAUAGGUUGGUAGAGGUGGUGGUAAUGGAGGUUGUGGUGGUAGUGGUGAUGGUAUUUAUGGUGGUGGUGGUGAUGGUGAUAGUGGUGGUGAUAGUGGUGGUGAUAGUGGUGAUGGUAGUAGGUGAUAGGUUGGUGAAGGUGGUAGUAAUGGAGGUUGUGGUGGUAGUGGUGAUGGAAUUUAUGGUGGUGGUGGUGGUGAUGGUGAUAGUGGUGGUGAUAGUGGUGACGGUAGUAGGUGAUAGGUUGGUAGAGGUGGUAGUAAUGGAGGUUGUGGUGGUAGUGGUGAUGGUAUUUAUGGUGGUGGUGGUGAUGGUGAUAGUGGUGGUGAUAGUGGUGGUGAUAGUGGUGAUGGUAGUAGGUGAUAGGUUGGUAGAGGUGGUGGUAAUGGAGGUUGUGGUGGUAGUGGUGAUGGUAUUUAUGGUGGUGGUGAUGGUGAUAGUGGUGGUGAUAGUGGUGGUGAUAGUGGUGAUGGUAGUAGGUGAUAGGUUGGUGAAGGUGGUAGUAAUGGAGGUUGUGGUGGUGGUGGUGAUGGUAUUCAUGGUGGUGGUGGUGGUGAUGGUGAUAGUGGUGGUGAUAGUGGUGACGGUAGUAGGUGAUAGGUUGGUGAAGGUGGUAGUAAUGGAGGUUGUGGUGGUAGUGGUGAUGGUGGUGGUGGUGGUCGCAGUAGUGGUAUUUUGA
This is a messenger RNA of Lytechinus pictus (painted urchin), 690 nucleotides long. RefSeq lists its product as uncharacterized. The record is from RefSeq and is a predicted model, not a curated record. Bases 1 to 690 code for a protein of 229 amino acids. Gene Ontology annotation, biological process: G protein-coupled receptor signaling pathway. Gene Ontology annotation, cellular component: membrane. The transcript has a single exon. Gene Ontology annotation, molecular function: G protein-coupled receptor activity. Lineage: Eukaryota; Metazoa; Echinodermata; Echinoidea; Temnopleuroida; Toxopneustidae.